AUGUUACCACCUAAAUACUGGUUUUGGGAGUCAAUCUGCUUCUUGGUACUCGGAGCAAGGUACAAUGUUUGCGAUGUCGUUUGAUCCUCGAUUCCAUCAAACGUUCUAUUCAAAUUCACUGCCACCUUGAUUUCGCUGUUACUUACAUUAAUCGGGUAUUCUGAUUUUUUUGUAGUAUUUGGUGCCAACGGUAUUUGCAUUUUCUCCACUUUUUGUUCAUUAUUUGAGUCUAUCGCUAGUUGGCUGGUAUACGCGGAAGCAUUCGCAACGGUCGAUGAUAUCGUAUUUUCGAUUUCAGAGAAGUUUCUCAUGCCUAAUUCUACAUCAUUUACAUGAAAUUCUUUAUUCCACAGUAUAUUGUUCUCUUUGUUGAACGUAUACCGUGUUACAAUUGGCAAUCUUGAGGACAUCCAUAUGUUAUUACAUUUCAUAGAAUUAUCUUUGGCUUGUUGUUUUCUCUUGGCAUCAGCCGACGAUGGCGGAGUCCAUGCGAAGAAAUAUUUCUUACCUUCGGGAGAAUCAGUCUUUCUGUACCUUGUCAUCGAUUUGAUCAAACAACGCGGCAUGUUUUCACGGAGAACGGACGAACACAACUCGACAGAAAGAACGGAAUACAAUAAAGUGUUGGACGUUGCAACAGCGAUGGAGCAAACCACUGUCACACAGUUGACAGGCAUUUGUUACUUUCUGUAUACUUUCAGUAUUGUAAUCUAGUAAUUCAUUUCAGCUACGUUGUAUACUUGCAUCCUCUUCUUUUCCAAUUUGAAGCUAUACGUUGCGAACCACCGGAUUACUUCUUAUGCAACAACGGAAAAUGCAUUUCGUCCGCCUUCCGUUGCGAUGGAGAAAGCGAGUGCGGUGACGAAUCUGAUGAAAUGGAUUGUAAAGGCUUCCAAAUUGAUCUUAAAAUGAUUCGCUGUGCUGCAGAUGAGUUCCAAUGCUCCGAUCAUUCUUGCAUACCGAUAGAAAAAUUUUGCGACGCGAAAUCUGAUUGUUCCGAUGGAAGUGAUGAGCAUGAUGAUUGCGUGAAAAAUUUACAAUGCGAUAGAUUCAAAUGCAAAGAUGGUCAUUGCAUAAGAAACGAGUGGGUUUGCGACGGAGUUCCAGAUUGUCCAGAUAAGAGCGACGAAGAAAAAUGUGAGAACAGUAUGAUACCAAUCAAUAAAUGUAACAACGAAUACGAUCGAUAUCUAUGCAAAAAUGAAAGAUGCAUCUUCCUAAAUGCAACAUGCAACGAGAAAGAUGACUGUGGUGAUAACUCAGAAGAAAAUGUAGAUGCAUGCAAGAAGGCGUGCAAAGAAGCAAAUUGUCAACAUAACUGCAGAAAAACACCUGUAGGUGCUCAAUGUUCGUGUCGAUCAGGUUACAAGUUGGUGAACAACCAGACUUGCGAGGAUGUGAAUGAGUGCGAUGAUUACGGAACUUGCGAUCAAAAAUGUAUCAAUAAUGCUGGAUCUUACACUUGUUCAUGUCAGUCUGGUUAUAAUCUGGACGAUGAUCAAAAAACUUGUAAAGUCGAAGGUGGCGAAGCUGAAAUGGUGUUCUCGAUUAAAUCUGAAAUCCAUGGUGUUUACCUUAGUUCUGAAAUAUAUUAUCCCAUAACUCGGAACUUGCAACAUGCCGUGGCUGUUUCCUUGGACGCGAAUUACAUAUAUUGGUCCGACAUCGAGAACGGAAAUGAAGCAAUAAUCAGAAGCUCAGUGGAUGGCACGCAGCGAGAAAUCAUUGUUACAACAGGUUUAAACAAUCCUGAUGAUAUGGCAGUAGAUUGGGUAACAGGCAACAUAUACUUCACGGACAGUGGUUACAUGCACAUCGGAGUUUGCAGCAAUGAUGGUUCUUAUUGUACUGUUAUAAUAGAAGAACCGAACGAUAAACCGCGAAGUCUUGCUUUAUUGCCAUCCAAUGGUAUAAUGUACUGGUCCAAAUGGGGCGUGAAUUCGUGCAUAUUAAAGGCGGGAAUGGAUGGCAAAAAUAAUACCGUGUUAAUCAACGAAAAUUUAGAAUUGCCGAACAGUUUAGCUAUUGAUUACGCAAAUAAUAGAUUAUAUUGGAUAGAUACUAAACUAAAAAUAAUCGAAUCGGCACGGCUAGAUGGUACAGAUCGGAGGGUCAUACUGAAAGGGGUGGUAAAGAAGCCAUUUUCAUUGGCUGUAUUUGAAAAUAGGCUGUAUUGGAGCGAUUGGAUAUCUAAUACCAUACAAUCGUGUGAUAAAUUCACUGGCAAAAAUUGGAAAAUCUUAGUGGGUACGAACAGUACCAUUUAUGGCAUACAUAUAUAUCAUUCCGUUUUGAAACCCAAGAUGCCGAAUCCAUGCAAUUCGAAUCCCUGUUCCGAGCUGUGUCUAUUAAAUUCAGAUAAUGGAUAUACCUGUGCUUGUACAUUGGACAAAGAAUUAAAUCAUGAUAAUCAUACAUGUCGUGCGGUUAAAAAGAAAGUGCAUUUAGUUAUUGCAACAGGAAACACGUUGAUAGAUUAUUAUCAUGAAUUACUGGGAAAACCAAAGAUGACAACUAAUGUUAUACUAAAUCAUAUCACUGGGAUUGCUUAUAAUCCUCUUACUGGUGGUUUACUGGGCAGCGAUCAACUAAGGGACAAUAUUUUCCAUUUUAACACACACACUGAUGAUCUGAAAAGCUUGAUAUCUAUCGAAAAUGAAAUAUUAGGUGGAAUGGAUUUCGACUAUCUUGGAAACAAUCUAUAUUUGUCGAAUGUGAAGCACAAAACUAUUGAAGUUCAUAACUUGAACAACAGUGAAAAGACGAUCUUCUACUUUCAGGACGAACCUUACGAUAUUGCUCUUGUACCGGAAGAAGGUAUCAUGAUGGUCGUAUUUAGUGCGGAUAAAUCGUAUCGCAUAGAUCUGAUGAAUAUGAACGGACUUGGUCCAAGAAUCACGCUCGAAGGAAAUAAAACACCGUUAAUUGGACCGAAGGUAUCUUUGUGCUACGACAGAGAUCUGAAACAAUUGUUUUGGAGUGAUCAGGGCACUGGUCGUAUUGGUAUUACGACCAUUCCAGGUCUUGAAACAUAUAUCUUCCGCACUGGUUUAUCAGAACCUGUGAGUCUCGCCGUUAUUGGUAAUUAUGUAUUUUGGACUCAAUAUAAGUCAGAUCAAUUGUAUUGGACUAAAAAGAGCAACACACAGCAAUAUCAGAAACAUAUUACAUUAAAAGUACCUAAUAACUUGGACAGGAUACAAUUAGUGGGUAUACACGAAACCUACGUAAGAGACCACCAAUGUCGUACGAACAACGGAAACUGCUCUCACGUGUGUCUGUUAUCCAACUCUCAUUCAUAUCUUUGCGCCUGUCCUCCGGACAUGAUGCUAAACGUAGAUAAUCGAACGUGUAGUCCUCAAACUGCGUGUAACGCCGGCGAAAUAAAAUGCAGUGAACACGAUAUGUGCAUAAAGUUCGAUCAAAGAUGCAAUGGGAUACAAGACUGCCCUAACGGGGAGGACGAAUCAAGCAUUUGCGAUGAAUAUCACUGGUCAAAAUGCAAGCAUCAGGAUCAGUUUCAAUGCAAAAACGGCGAAUGCAUAAGCAAGACGAAACGUUGUAAUUCCUACUAUGACUGUGCCGAUUGGUCGGACGAGGAGGGCUGCGAUAAAAAGGAAUGCGAUUCCAAUGAAUUUCAAUGUCACGAAGGAGCUUGCAUAUCGAAGUACCUUGUAUGCAACGGGCAAAAUGAUUGUACUGAUUUUUCGGACGAACUUAAUUGCGACAGGCACAAAUGUGACGCAGACAGCUUCGCAUGCGAAACCGGGACUUGUAUACCAAAAACGUGGGAAUGCGAUGGAGAGAUUGACUGUGUAGAUCGUUCUGACGAACACGAAACGUGCCAAAGAAACGCAUGUCCAUCCGAAAUGUUUACUUGUUUAAGCGGUCGUUGCAUCGAUUUAAUAUUGAAGUGCAACGGUAUCAGCGAAUGUGAAGAUAACAGCGAUGAACAAUAUUGCAAUUACGUGGGUAACAAUAAUUACGUCAAUUGUUCUGCGGAUCAGUAUAAAUGUUUCAAUACGGAAUUAUGCCUUCCCAACGAAGUCAGAUGUAACGGCGUUUCAGACUGUCCAAAAAACGACGACGAACGUAAUUGUGCUCGAUGCCAAAAGGAAGAGUAUGUUUGUGACAAUCAGAAAUGCAUUGAUAAAAACUGGGUAUGCGACCGGAUGAAUGAUUGUGGGGAUGGAUCAGAUGAAAAAGAUUGUGACGGUGGUAAUUCGAGAAUGAAUAGCGUCAGCUCGAUUUCUAAAUGCAAAGAAUUCAAAUGUUCGAACGGCGUUUGCCUCCCUUUUGCCAAAGUGUGCGAUGGAAAAGUGGAUUGCUCAGAUCAAAGUGAUGAAUACGGAGAAUGUAAAAUUGCGUGUACCAAGGUCAAUCCCUGCACGAAUAUGUGCCAUAGUACACCCACUGGUCCUGUCUGUGGUUGUAGAAAUGGAUAUCAAUUAAGUAACAAUUUUAAAUCUUGUGAAGACAUCAACGAAUGUGAAGACAACGUUUGUUCACAAUUAUGUCAUAAUACUAAUGGAUCUUAUACUUGUUCAUGUUACGAGGGAUACGUCAUUCGAAGUGAUAAAACUUCGUGCAAAGUGGCUGGUCCACAAAUGGAGAUGAUCACAGUUUCUGGUAAUAAUAUUAGAAAGUUAUCACGAAAUUUGAAUUCAAUUGAAGUUAUUUACGAAGAAAUAAAUUUUGAAAUAAAUGGUAUUGAUGUGAACACGAAGGAAAAUACUAUCUAUUGGAGUAAUGAUGUUCUAGGUAUGGUAAGUAAAAUAAAUAUAAAAACCAAAGAACGAAAGACUGUUACCGGUCUUGGCAAACCAGAAGCUCUAGCUGUUGAUUGGAUUACUGAUAAUGUAUACUUUAAUGAUAAUGAUCGUUCCAGCAGUAUUCAGGUGGCUAUUUUGGAGCCAAACUGUUUGGUCAGAUUACGAUAGACCUAUGACGGAAAUAUAUCGAUCUAGUACAAUGGGUACUAAUGCAACAGCAAUUGUACAUCGUGAUCUUGGUAUUGUUUUUGCAUUAACUAUUGAUUAUACACGAUCCAGAUUGUAUUGGUCAGAUACGUUUCAUAAAACCAUCGAAUCUUCGAAUUUGGACGGUUCUAAUCGUGUUGUAGUUUUAAAUACACUUAUUUAUCAAGCUUUGAGUAUUAGCAUAUACGAGGAUUCUUUAUAUUGGUUGAUGAGUACAACUGGUACUAUUCAAAAAUGCAAAUUAUACGGUGACAAAUCAUGUAUAACAAUCAUUAUUGGUACUUCAAACGUCGACAAAUACUUUAUUAUUUCUCACACCAUUAAGCAACCUGUUGGGAAAAAUUUUUGUGAGAAAUAUGACUGCAGUUAUAUGUGUGUUUCGGGAAGCAAUGGAUCCGCAUGUAUUUGUCACGAUGGAUAUCCAAAAGAUUCCAAAAACAUUUGCAUAGAAAACACGAAUACAAAAAUUAAAUUCAAUUCCAAUAUAGUUAAUCAUAGAAACGAAAAUAGUAUUCAUCAACAAGGAACAGUAACCGGUAUAAUAAUCACAGUACUGGCAUGUUUCAUAAUUGCAGCAGCUUAUUUUUAUUACCAGAAAAUCAAACCAAACUUUUCAAAGAAGAAUAAUCUCAGCAUUCAUUUUCAAAAUCCAUCGUUCGAUCAACGAAAUGAGAUCAAUUGUAUUUCUGGUUUACCACCUGGAGAACAUGAAUAUAUUAAUCCGGUUACGAGUAUCCAACAGAAUAAGAAUGAAAAUAAUAUAACAGAGAAAAAUGAAAAACAGAUAAUAAAAAUGUUCAAUUUCGAUCAAUCAGAUGACGAAUCUAAAGAAUCUACGAAUAAACAAGAUAUUCGCUCAAUAUAA
Messenger RNA from Heterotrigona itama, 5844 nucleotides. The record is from the annotation of a GenBank genome assembly. Lineage: Eukaryota; Metazoa; Arthropoda; Insecta; Hymenoptera; Apidae.